AUGCCGACGGAAGACGUAACGCCUUCGGCGAAAGAAUUCUACGACGAUUCAGCGACGAGAAUCGGUAUUACGCACAUAUCGGAAAUACUUGUCAUGGCCGAGUGGCCGGCUCUUUUGGUCGGCGCGAGUAAAUCGCUGUUCGCAUUCGAUCUGAACGAAGGGUUGGACGUGUCAGCGGCAACGAAAUUGGAAUGGAUACCGGACUCAAUGUCGAUGGAAACGUGCUAUCUAAAAGGAAAAGAAGAGGAGGAUUGCCAGAAUUACAUCAAAGUUAUAAUGCCAGAUGCUACGACCGGGAACCUGCUCGUUUGCGGAACCUACGCGCAGAAACCGAGAUGCGUUAUUCUGAAUGGGAAGGAGGUCGACACGUGGAAUCUAGCGAAUCGAUGGGAGACGAACGCGACGGACGCUUUGUACAAGUGUCCGUUCGGCGUGGACCAAAAGGUCACCACGGUCUUUGCGGACGAAACUCAAAUCACGGAGAAGAUGUACUAUUCCCGAAUAGCCCGUGUUUGUACCCAGGACAGAGGCGGUAAUAGUGCGAUACUCGAAUCGACGUGGACGAGCUUUUUGAAAGCGAGACUAGACUGUUCGUUUCGCGGAGAUUUCACCUUCCACUUUAACUACUUGCAGGACGUCGCAAGAGUUGUCGAAGGGAAGAAGAUCUUCUAUUACGCAAUUUUCACGACCGGAGAUCACGAGAUGCCGGCUUCCGCGGUGUGCAGAUUCGACCUCGACCACAUCAGGGACAACUUUGACAACGGUCUACUCAAGCUGACCAAGUGUCCGUGGUCGCCGAUCGCGGACUCGCAGCGGGGCGGUUGUUCCGCAUCCGAUUCGAUGCGGCUCCGCACGAUAAUCUAA
Messenger RNA from Anneissia japonica, 864 nucleotides. Its product is annotated as semaphorin-1A-like. NCBI's taxonomy places the organism in Eukaryota, Metazoa, Echinodermata, Crinoidea, Comatulida, Comatulidae. The transcript has 2 exons. Gene Ontology annotation, biological process: positive regulation of cell migration; axon guidance; semaphorin-plexin signaling pathway. The record is from RefSeq and is a predicted model, not a curated record. Gene Ontology annotation, molecular function: chemorepellent activity; semaphorin receptor binding. The coding region runs from base 1 to 864 and encodes 287 amino acids.